Gossypium raimondii (Peruvian cotton) is the source of this 1750-nucleotide messenger RNA. RefSeq names its product tRNA-splicing endonuclease subunit Sen2-1. The coding region runs from base 401 to 1138 and encodes 245 amino acids. Lineage: Eukaryota; Viridiplantae; Streptophyta; Magnoliopsida; Malvales; Malvaceae. Gene Ontology annotation, biological process: tRNA splicing, via endonucleolytic cleavage and ligation; tRNA-type intron splice site recognition and cleavage. The record is from RefSeq and is a predicted model, not a curated record. Gene Ontology annotation, molecular function: nucleic acid binding; tRNA-intron lyase activity. The transcript is spliced from 4 exons. Gene Ontology annotation, cellular component: tRNA-intron endonuclease complex.
AAUUAGUGUUUUUAGCCCAUUAACCCCCUUCCCCUCUUUUAUAUUUCCUAUUUGUGUUUUUAGCCCAUUAACCUUCCCUCUUCUUUUUUAUCUUUCGAAUAAACCAAGGAUCUGUUUGGCUUCGUUUUCAUUUAAACAAUUCGUUUUUAGGUGCAUCUUCUUAGCUCACCAAGUGUUCGACGAUAUUCCUCAACUAGCAAAAGUAGAAGCUGAUCAUCUUGUUUCUCUUGUUUAAAGCAAACCCGUCGUCACUCUCUUUCAAAUUAGGGGCUGGAACUGUGUACAAGAUUCCAUCUAUUUACUUUCAGCAAGUGUUGGAACAAUAUUUUUCAAUAAGCGAAAGUAGAAGUUGAUCAUCUUUUCUCUUGUUUAAAGAAACCGUCAUUCUCUCUCAAGAUAAAUGAUGCCUAGAUGGAAAGGAAAAGGCUCACAAGCCAAAGCUAAUGCUGAUCCCAUGUCUAAAAUUGUCUCACAACUCCAAUCCUCUUUGAUCCAAUCUGAGACUCGGGGUUUACUCUCGAGCUGCAGUGUACUUGUUGAAGUGGAUGCUGAAUUAGCUGAUCUUCUCAACCGUUCAUGUUUCGGUCGACCGAGAAUUACAGCUCAAGAGGACAAACAAUGGUUUCAAUUGGAUAUGGAGGAAGCUUUCUAUUUGUGUUUUUCACUCAAAUGCCUCAAAGUCAUCGGUGAAGACGGAUACAUAAAGAGUAAUGAAGAGCUAUGGGACUACUUAAAAUCCAAAAAGCCAGUGUUUCCUGUUUCUUACAAGGUGUAUUCUCAUCUUCGGCAUAAAAAUUGGGUUGUAAGAUCAGGAUUGCAGUAUGGUGUGGACUUUGUUGCCUACCGUCACCAUCCUGCUCUUGUUCAUUCCGAGUACGCGGUGUUGGUACUAUCAGAAGGAGAUAAUGAUCUAAAUGGUCGAUUGAGAGUGUGGUCAGAUGUUCAUUGUACGGUUCGUCUUUGUGGAAGUGUUGCAAAAACGUUAUUGACUGUUAUCGUGAAUAGUAAUAACCAAGGUGCAAACUCUCCUUCAUGUUUAGAGCACUACACUGUUGAAGAACAGACAAUCACGAGAUGGAACCCGGAACGAAGCCGAGAAGAUCAAACCGGUCCUAAGAAUGGAACAAAGAAGGUAUAAUUUAGAAUCUUGUUUUGCAUUACCCUAUACAUGUGCAUCUUUAUUUCUUUAUCUUAUGCUGUUUCAUUUUUCAUUUAUUUUUCUAAAAUGUGUGUUCUAUAUUUGUAUCUAAUUCGUAUUUAGUAUGGAUGGCACUGAGUUGGAUUUGGUUUGGUCAGAUUUUUUGAAAAUUUUCUUAGCCGUUCGUGAUAAUUGGGUUUCAUUAAAUUUUUUUUGUUUUUAUACUAAUUUUAGAUUUUAUUUUGACAUAUUAAGUUUUAUUUUAUAACUCUUGAACAUUGUUUGGUAAAGUUUUAAAGUCGUUUUUAUAAAUAUUUCUAAAAAAAUAAUUUUUUAAGUAAGGGUGUAACUAGAUUGUAAAGGAUUGGUGCAAUCAUAUUUGACAUCACCAUGCACGAGUCAGUCCACCAAACACAAUGACCUUGCUGGAACACUGAAAUACAAAGGUUGAGGAGACUCUUUAUUGGAGAAAAUGAGCCAAGCUCCAAGGGGUAACCGUGGAAAGACCACAAGGUAGCCGAGAAUCUCUCCUCCACUAUUCCGACAACUAGAAGGCUAAGGGGAAUGGGAGAAAUCUCGAGGUUAUUUUGCUGAAAGACAAAGAAAAAAGAA